CGGGAAUCGUGCUUUCCUGCUCUUUAUUACUGGUCAUGGAUUUACCGCACCGAACAGACGCCCAUCGCCCUUGGUUCCAGUGUGCUCGGCCGCAAUGCUGCUGCUGUAACUGUUGCGACUCCAACUUGACCUACCCUGGAGUACUUCCUCGCUUCCGUGAACAGAAAGAAAGAUACCUGCAGAUGUGUAGGCGACAGGCUAGAAUUGCAGCUUCUGCGAGUGACUUGGGGGUGGUUUGUGAAUACUUUCGGCAAUAUAUUGUGUGCAUCGGUGGUUAUACCUAUUCGCUUCCGAUCAUGCUUUGCCAGAGGCAUCAUGCGCCUCGAAAUGUACCGUACUUCGUACUUCAUGUCCCGAUGUGACUGUGCAUCGAGAACGACAACGUCCCACAUCCAAGACUUUGUUUACUUAGACCUGGUCUGGAAGCCAUGGAGAGAUACCACACAGAUUCUCUGAGCCCGCGAACACAGCGUUUGGGCACACUGGACUGCCGCGAUUAACGAUGAUAGGAGCCCAGACUGGAAAGUGACGACAGUGAGACAUAACCCUCUUGAACCACCAGCGGGCCCCAAGCGAUAUGGAACUAUGGUUGGGAUGGAUUUGGUGCCCCUACUAUAUCACACGCGCCAGGGGGUCACUUCGAUGCAAGCCCAUGAGUUCGAUAGCAAUUUGCACGAUGUGGUCAAGGUCACAGUUCAUAUCCGAGAUACGCACUGUACAAUCACUGCCCCCCCUCAAUUACACAGUGUUGGUCUCGUAGUGGCACAGUUUGUCAGGACACUUUGGCCCACCAGUGACAGUCUGACAGUCAGCCAGGCACCACGCGACAUCCCACAUCGCAAGUGGUGCAGCUCAGGGUCCAGCGCGAGCGUCGCAACCUCAUCCCAUGGAGGCGUCACCACUCACGCGGCAACCUCCUCCCGAGGUCUUUACUCCAAAGAUCGUUGAGCUGUACUCCUCUCUCCUUAAGGACGAUGAAUAUGUAGAAAAGUCCGAGGGGUUCUGGAGAGAAUUUUUCCUCCUGCGGCCCGAUCGCGCGACGCUCCGAACCAUUCUCGCCGACCUCUCCCCCACCGACGUCCUUCACCUCGAGCCCCAGACGAGGGACCUCUUCGCCCGUGCCAUUGACACCGUCAAGACCGGCCAAGGCCGUGCGCCUCUGCAUGCCCUCGAUACCUUGAUCAUCUACCUCUCCUGCCUCCUAUCCAAGAAGUACCCUCACCCGAGCUCCGACAUCAUCAAUAUCCUGGCAGGCCUCGACCAUAUAGACCCAAUAUUUUCCGAUUUUGUAGGGACGCUGGAUGGGAUCAUACGAAAUGGCAAAGACUUGGAACUACGGCAUCGCGCAAUCGAGGUUAUAUUGGCCGUCACGGCGGGCGCAUACCAGACGACGCUGCUCACCUACAUGAUCCAGAGAGAUCUCUUCCCAUCCGUUAUGAAGUUCAUUCAGGAGUCAGAAGUCCCUGGCCAAGUCCUCGAACCAUUCACUCUUCUCGGCCUGCUAGCCAAUUACAACAAGUUUGAGUUCCAGAACCCGUAUCAGUUGCGAUUGAACGACUUCGUCAACGAGUCGACCAUUCAGAGGAUAAUCGAAUGCGUCGGCUACACGUGCCAGGCCCUGCGAGCCGAUUACAUUGAUAUUCAAGACGACCUACCCGAGGGCUGGACCUUCAGCAGUGCCCUUAAUAUGAUCGGGCUCGGCGCCAUCGUACCCGGACCAAAGCCCGAGCGAAAACCCGUUCAUGACGCAGAAACCGCAAAGCAGAUGCUGGCCGCACUGCCAGGCGCGAAUGCAGCCAUUCUCUUGGCUACGUAUGACUUUUGCCACGCGAAUAAGUUAUUCUGUUUCAAUCUUGUCACGAUGACGGACGAGAAGACAAAGGAGCGCCCGAUUGCCAGCUUCCUCUCACUCACAUCCUAUCUGCUGCAACACGCCCAUCUCUCGAAUCGAGCGACAUACUACGCUCACCUGAACCUCAUGGUGCUUCGACUCGUCGUCGAGGACCCGAUCAUUUGCAAAAGGAUCUGUGGACAGGAGUCCAAGGUUCCUGUGCGCCUCUGCCGGCAGCGACAACCCUUCUUGCCCCUGGUCAAGGGGGAACGAGUCCUUGCUACAUGCCUCCUCGACGCCAUGAUAGACGGCAUUAAUCAUAAUCUGAGGCGACGGUUGGAUGUAAGCCUAUAUACACUGUGUGUGGGAAUCAUACUACGACUGGUAUCCUACCUGUCCCGUUCGAGGACCCGCCUCGUGUACCACUGGUCUGAGUUCUUUCGGUCAUUGCUGUCACUGAUACGCUUCCUCACGACCUAUACCGCUGAUUUGAAGGACCUACCGCAUCUUGAGAUCCUCCUCGACCACGUCGUCAACCUCGUCGCGCUGUCACUGUCUGCCGGCGAGGCGUUCUUACCGACGCCUGCCGCAUACGACGACCUGUUCUACAAGGUCGUGGAGUCGGGCGACGUGCUCACAAAGUUCAAGGAGAAUUACGGCCUCAAGAGCCGCAAGAGCAACUCCAUUGACACUUUGAUAAGCGUGAGCACGCACUAUAAGCAGAUGCUUGCCGAGGGAGGGAGCACUGCCAAGAGGAAAAAGCCCAGCAGCCUCACGACGCAUGAGGUUACGGAGGUCAUUAAGCAGGGCUAUGAGACGCUCAGCAUUCAAGCCAAGGAGGGGCUUGACACCUGGGAUAGGUUUCGAGAGGCGGAUGAGAGGACGCUGCUGAAGAAGAUGGCCAGGGCGUCCGUCGCAGAUGUUCGCGUCAUGGUAGAGCGGCAGAUUCGAUGACCAAGUUGAUGGGAAAGGGCCGGCCUAGUCGACACGUGUGUUUGUUCGGUCAACACACCAAUCCCUCUGCCUGUGCAUCCAGAGAACCCUGCAUCCAGAGAAACUAGCGCAACUCCGCUGCUUCCGAAGGGUAUGCGGCGCAUAACGCUUACGAGCGGAGUUGUCAAGUUAGGUGUUGCCGCCGGCUACGACAUGUCCGCAGCUUUGCAUCGACUGGAACUGAGGCUCUCAAUUUGGAAUACUUCGUACGAGCAGACACGUGGCUAGGAACAGUGGGCGAGUCAAGCAUGUUCAAGAUGCUGCAGGGUAUGGCGAGGCUGAUGCCGUUGAUGCCAUCGUCAUGCAACGGUCGUGGUGCGUCACACGAUGCAACUCGUGGAAACUGGCAACAAUACGCAAUAGCCUGUACAUACAGAACCACCUACGAACUACGCAGCCGCGGCGCUUCACAUGUUGAGCACGCGCCCAAGCUUCUCGGAAGGCAAUCUCAGCCGAGGGAGCAGCGAGGACUCGCGCGUCGGUUCCGUCGUCAGGCUGCUUGCUGACUCUCGGCCCAACCAUGACAAUACGUACGUAGAAGAAGGAUCGCCAGACGCAUGACAACGUCUUUCGAAACAAGAAGCCAUGAGUGGUCCGUGGUAUGUUCACUCACUUUUCUGCAUGACAUUGUCUCAGGUCUGAGGCUGGUCAGGCGUGUGUGCGUUGGUGAUGCCAUGAUAUGUCGUUACACUUCGCCCGGAUGCCACCACCGCACGCUAGGCCCGACGGAUCCAGGAGGGGGCUAAGUUAGCCAGGCCAGCCAGCCGGGCAAACAAGUGGGCAAUGGGGCGACGACGGGCCAAAGGAGGGGAGAGGGUGAGAGACAGCCCCCCGGGCCGGGGGGGGGGGGAGGGGCCUGCAUCUAUUCACUGCUGUCUUGUUUCGUGAGCAAGAGGGAUCUACACUCGGAGACACCGGGUGCCGCAACGGUGCGGCCGCGGUCGUCGUCUUGUCAGAGCGCCCACGUGUCGGGCGGCGGCGUUGGGCGACGGCAGAUGUGUGUCACGUCGUCGGAUCUACAGACUGCAAAGCCCGCACAGGGCGUCUCAUGAGGCCGAGCUGCGGUUUGGGGAAACUAGGUGUGUGUGUGUGUACGGACAGAGAGUAACAACUUACACAGUAGUGCAGCACUCGCGCGGACGGAAAACGGCGCCUCGACAGCCCUCCAGGGCUAGUAGUAGUAGUAAUACGUACGUAGCAAACCGCAGCGAGCAGGUUGUGAUAGAGCUAUCAAAACCGCUUCGUGCCCCUUUGGUGGUGUGGGCCUGCAGAGCUCCAUUCCUUGCGGAGUGCAUUG
Purpureocillium takamizusanense is the source of this 4121-nucleotide messenger RNA. RefSeq lists its product as uncharacterized. Gene Ontology annotation, biological process: regulation of Golgi organization. The coding region runs from base 887 to 2785 and encodes 632 amino acids. Lineage: Eukaryota; Fungi; Ascomycota; Sordariomycetes; Hypocreales; Ophiocordycipitaceae. The transcript is spliced from 6 exons. Gene Ontology annotation, cellular component: cytosol. The record is from RefSeq and is a predicted model, not a curated record.